Molecule: messenger RNA, 804 nt
Organism: Aspergillus wentii DTO 134E9
Lineage: Eukaryota; Fungi; Ascomycota; Eurotiomycetes; Eurotiales; Aspergillaceae
Product: HpcH/HpaI aldolase family protein
Exons: 5
Coding region: 1-804 (267 amino acids)
Cellular component (GO): cytoplasm
Molecular function (GO): aldehyde-lyase activity
Source: RefSeq, a predicted model, not a curated record
AUGCAAGCUGCCAACCGUCUACAAAAUGCCCUGCGCACUGAGCGCGGUCUAACCUUUGGAGCAUGGCAGAUGCUCCCCGGGGCCAACCAUGCGCGCUUCAUGGCCAGAUCGGGAUAUGACUGGAUUUGUGUUGAUACAGAGCAUGGAAAUAUUGCUGACGCACAAAUGCACGAGGCUGUUGGUGCCAUUGCUGCCACCGGUGUCAGCCCAAUUGUUCGGAUUGCGGCCAAUGAAGGUUGGAUGGUGAAGAGAGCGCUGGAUUCAGGAGCCCACGGAAUUGUCGUGCCGCUUCUCUACACUGCGGAUGACGCCCGGAGACUGGUAGAGUCAGCUAAAUUCCCUCCUGUUGGCCGAAGAGGGUUUGGGAGUCCUUUUGCCAUGGGCUCAACAGGAGGUGUCACGGGGCCGGAAUACCUGCAACAGGCCAAUGACUCUCUUCUCACGAUUGUUCAAAUUGAGACUAAGGAGGCAUUAGAGAAUGUCGAGGAGAUCGCAAAGGUUCCCGGUAUUGAUGUCUUAUUCAUUGGACCUUGGGAUCUGGGCAACAACAUCGGCCGUCCGGUCCUCGGUGCUUUCCACGAUGAUCUCAGCGCUGCCAUUGAGCGUAUCCACAAGGCGGCUGUCGACAAUGGCAAGCGAUCAGGUAUUUACUGCGUGGGCGGUGCAGCUGCAAAGAAGUACGCAGACCAGGGUUUCCACAUGAUCUCUGUUGUUGCUGACGCUGUCGCUCUUCCCACAUUCCUCUCCGAGGCACUAGAAACCGCCAAGGGGUCCAAGACAGACGCCGCGGUCCCAACCUACUAA